AUGACGAAUCCGCCUCAUGUUUACUGUGCAGCACUUUGUGGACAUGCGAUCUACAUCUUCACCUCCGCCGCUAUGACCCAACCCCCACUGCCAGUGGCAGAACUUGAAGCCGCUCCCGCGGAGCGCGAAAACUCGACCACGCUGCACGAUACUCAAACGUCAUGUCCAUACUUGCACAUUCUUGUGGUCGGGGCGGACAAAGUGGGAAAGUCGUCGCUCAUAACGCAUGUGUUGGGUGUGGAUUACGAGGUAACAACGAUCCCUUCACCAGAGAGUUGGGGUACUAUUCCUGCGGGAGUCAAAUCCAUGCGACAGCCACGGCUUGUGCUGCAUGAAAUUCCUUACAUGCAAAGAGCAGGGCAGACGAGUGGUCUUGAUGAAGUGGAAACAUUAGUGUCGGCAUUGAAAUCGGGACCGCUCGAACAUCAAGUCCACGCAAUCUGGCUCUGUGCUCAGAUACCCUACGUGGAUCCUCACAGUGACGCCCUUGAUUCAGUCGAGCUUGACUUCGUAGGCAAGCCGACACCACUGCGAGUACCACGCAUAGUUUUUUUCACCCAGUUUGACAAUCUUGUUGAUCUGCAGGACGAGCAAAUCACUGGCAGUUUGCCGGAAAAUUUGUCGGAACAUGAAAUGGAGCGCUUGACCUUCCAAAAGGCUCUCAAUCUAUACCAACACAGUUGUGCCAAUGUUCUCCUUCGAGCCAGCCCGGAGGUGCCAUUUUUCCGCCUUUCUGGUUUAAACGAAGAAAACUUGUCUCAGCAAUCGCAGCGAGACGUUGAUUCUCUUCUCCAAACGACGCAUCAGCUUGCAGAAGAGUAUGUGGACAAGAUCUCAUGGAAUAUGACAGGAAUGCCGGAGCAGUUGGCGAGCGUUCACAUGAAAUUGGAGAAUUCGAUCCGAACAGGAAUGACAGGUUCGUGCAGCUCAAGUCGUGUCCUCCGAGAUGAAGAAGCGCCGGCAGUGUAUUACGACGCGUUAUUCAGUGUCAUUCUUUGGAAUAGAUUAAGCACAAUUCUGGACAAAUCGCACAGACAACUAACACGGGGAUGGAACCUGGAAGAUCCCCACGUACUACGCGACUCUCCUAUCUUUGUUUCCGCAAUUCGCCAGAUAGCCGGUCUACCGGUGAUAGAUGGUUCAGACAACAAGGCCUUAGGAAUCGACAUGCUCGACAGGUGGCAACUCGUGCUCACUCUCAUCGCCGGGAUUCUCGUCUCUGCGAAUAUGGGCCGCAUUGCCGCUACCUUCGCCGCAUUUAUCUGGAUUGGUCAUGUCGUCCUACAACUAAGAAGGCGGCUCCCAGAAACAGUCCGCAUUUUCCUUGAAUCCAUAAUUCAUCUCACUCUGCUCCUGGACCGUAUCUUCCACAGUGCGCUGCGGCCAAACAUCGGUCGACCAAAGGCAUUGACCAAUGCGGAUAUCAAGCAAGCAUUGGAACAAUACCAAGCUUCGGAAACAGCAGCACAGGUCCAUUCCGAUGUCCAGCUGUUUAUCGACGACACAUGCGAGUCGAUAUGGAAAGCCCUGUGGGGGCUGCGCAAGAGAAAAGCCGAAGAUUUGGUGCGGGAGUUGGUAGAUCAAUGGAGGACUGGCUCAGGGAGUUCCUUGACACCGUUGAGGGUGACGAGCCAGCAUUGA
Mycena indigotica is the source of this 1641-nucleotide messenger RNA. RefSeq lists its product as uncharacterized. The coding region runs from base 1 to 1641 and encodes 546 amino acids. The transcript has 11 exons. NCBI's taxonomy places the organism in Eukaryota, Fungi, Basidiomycota, Agaricomycetes, Agaricales, Mycenaceae. The record is from RefSeq and is a predicted model, not a curated record.